Messenger RNA from Aspergillus heteromorphus CBS 117.55, 517 nucleotides. RefSeq lists its product as uncharacterized. NCBI's taxonomy places the organism in Eukaryota, Fungi, Ascomycota, Eurotiomycetes, Eurotiales, Aspergillaceae. The transcript is spliced from 2 exons. The record is from RefSeq and is a predicted model, not a curated record. Bases 25 to 510 code for a protein of 161 amino acids.
AAAAAAAAAAAAAAAAAAGACAGAAUGAAACCCACCACCAUCGCAACCCUCCUCGCCACCGCGGCAACGGCAGCAGCAGCAGCCUCCCCCGUCGUCCUCCCCCGCGCGUCCGGACCCUUCCAACUCAGCGACAUCAGCGCCCAAGUCUCGACCACCACCAACACCGGCUCCAUGUACCUGAUUGUCGUGGAUACGAAUGAGCAUGACAUCGCGACGGGGUGUAAUGUUACCUGGACCCCCACCCCCGGCCUCACCCCCGGCACCGUCGUCCCCUGCGACUACGCCGCCUACGCCCUCUCCUUCCCGGACGGACUGUAUGCGGACAUCGCGGACAUCUAUCUCGUGAUCGAAACCACCGCGGAGAAUAUCCUCAGCGAGUCGGCAAAUAUCACCCUGGAUGCGGCGGCGAGUGACUCCCCGUGGAUCUGUGGGGGCGUGGAGGAGGGCGUCGGCGAGACGAAGUGCGAGUAUGAUGGGUUUGUUGAUGUGGUUGUGGGGAGUGGUGUUUAGAUUUGGG